UUCAAAUCCAAUCCAACUGAAAAACGGGUUCCAAAUCUUGUUAAUUGUGGGUUUUGGAGAAACAAAGAAAAAGAGACAUCAGAGAGGAACCUAGAAGAAAAAAGGUCAGAAAUUUUACAAGAUAUGCCGUCUGCAUUGGAGGAUGAGUUGUUCCCGUCGACGCCCGGAAAGUUCAAAAUCGAACGCAGCCACGCCAUGAACCGCCAGUUCCACCGAUGUUUCGCCUCCACAAGCACCAUGUUCUUGUGGGUCUUAUUUCUUAUCGCCUUGACGGCGUCCUAUUUGAGCUUUCAGAGCUUCGUCGACUCCGGCAGCCGCUACUUCUCCGCCUCCUGGGGCGGCAUCCAGUGGGAGAAGCAGGUCCGCAACUCCGCCCAGAUCCACCGCUCCGGCGGCAUGUCCGUCCUCGUCACCGGCGCAGCCGGUUUCGUCGGAACCCACGUCUCCCUGGCCCUCAAAAAGCGCGGAGACGGCGUCGUCGGAAUUGACAACUUCAACAGCUACUACGAUCCGUCGCUAAAGAAGGCUCGCCGGUCGCUCCUCAAGACCCACGGCGUUUUCAUCGUCGAGGGCGACAUAAACGACAAUCGCCUUCUGGACAAGCUAUUCGAUACAGUGGCGUUCACCCAUGUGAUGCACUUGGCGGCUCAGGCCGGCGUCCGGUACGCCAUGGAGAAUCCGCAGUCUUACGUCCACAGCAACAUCGCCGGCCUCGUGACGAUUCUCGAAGUCUGCAAAUCGGCCAAUCCUCAGCCGUCCAUUGUUUGGGCUUCGUCCAGCUCUGUCUACGGUCUGAACGACAACGUCCCAUUCUCCGAAUCAGACCGGACUGACCAGCCGGCUAGCCUCUACGCCGCCACCAAGAAAGCCGGCGAAGAAAUUACCCACACUUACAACCAUAUUUAUGGCCUGUCAAUUACCGGGUUGAGAUUUUUCACCGUGUACGGACCGUGGGGUCGACCAGACAUGGCCUAUUUCUCUUUCACCCGCAACAUCCUCCAGGGGAAGCCCAUCACCAUUUACAGGGGCAAGAACCGGGUGGACUUGGCCCGGGAUUUCACGUAUAUUGACGACAUCGUGAAGGGUUGUUUGGGGUCAUUGGAUACGUCCGGGAAGAGUACCGGGUCGGGUGGGAAGAAGCGGGGAGCGGCGCCAUACCGUAUCUUUAAUUUGGGGAACACAUCACCGGUGACAGUGCCCACACUCGUCAACAUCUUGGAGCGGCAUUUGAGGACGAAGGCGAAGAAAAAUGUGGUGGACAUGCCUGGAAACGGCGACGUUCCGUUCACGCACGCGAAUAUAAGCUUGGCCCGAAGGGAACUCGGGUAUAAGCCCACAACCGAUUUGCAAACCGGGUUGAAGAAGUUUGUUAGGUGGUACCUUUCGUAUUACGGCUACAAUCACGGCAAGCCUGUAAAUUAAUAUUUCUUUCUUUUUUUGACCUUUUUAAUUUUCUAGGAUUUUCUUUCCCAACCACAAAAGGGAUAAACCUUGGGAAAAAAAAUCCUGCGGCAUGAAAAUGAAAAGGCGCAUUUUUUAACAUUUUCUCCUCGGUAACUCUUUCUUUUUGUGUUUUUGUUUGUAAAGGAAAGGUUGAGGUUUGUUUUGGGCCUCGUACCCGCUUUUGAUUGACAAGAGUUUAUUUUUAA
Messenger RNA from Pyrus x bretschneideri (Chinese white pear), 1649 nucleotides. Its product is annotated as UDP-glucuronate 4-epimerase 1. The record is from RefSeq and is a predicted model, not a curated record. Lineage: Eukaryota; Viridiplantae; Streptophyta; Magnoliopsida; Rosales; Rosaceae. The transcript has a single exon. Bases 124 to 1422 code for a protein of 432 amino acids.